Molecule: messenger RNA, 2293 nt
Organism: Salvelinus namaycush (lake trout)
Lineage: Eukaryota; Metazoa; Chordata; Actinopteri; Salmoniformes; Salmonidae
Product: syntaxin-12-like
Exons: 9
Coding region: 592-1614 (340 amino acids)
Biological process (GO): vesicle fusion; vesicle-mediated transport; intracellular protein transport
Cellular component (GO): postsynaptic recycling endosome; synaptic vesicle membrane; SNARE complex
Molecular function (GO): SNARE binding; SNAP receptor activity
Source: RefSeq, a predicted model, not a curated record
AUAGCAUCUCAUUAGUGUGCAAAAUCUUGAGAAUCAGCUGUACAUGUGAUGGAAGAGUGCACUGUGCAUGCAGAGGGUUACAACUCCAUUGAAUUGGGGUUAGUUUAACCAAAAUAUGCCACAAGACCUAGAAUUGCCUUAUGUGUAUCCCACAAAAAAAAGGUUCACUGUUAGCUGAACUUUUUUUUGUUAAUGAAUUUAAGCAAAAUUCCCAGAAUUCCAGGGCUUAAAUUCCCACGGAAAUUUACCGAAAAGUUUCCGACCCUUUGCAACCCUAGUCUCGACUAUAUUUCCUGUUAAUUUUGCAACUCAUUUCAUGUAUGUUUUCAUGGGAAAACAAGGACAUUUUUUAAGUGACCCCAGCCUUUUGAAUGGAAGUGUACAUACGUUCCCAAUAUACCUGCCACCCAACAGUCUCCACCCAACCCCCAACAGUCUCCACCCAACCCCCAACAGUCUCCACCCAACCCCCAACAGUCUCCACCCAACCCCCAACAGUCUCCACCCAACCCCCAACAGUCUCCACCCAACCCCCAACAGUCUCCACCCAACCGUCUUCACCCUGCCGAAGAGCACACCGCACAGGCAGCAAUGUCUUCUGGUAAAGCAGACCGCUAUCUCACCCAGCCACGAGACUCCAAUACCCUCACCCAGCCACGAGACUCCAAUACCCUCACCCAGCCACGAGACUCCAAUACCCUCACCCAGCCACGAGACUCCAAUACCCUCACCCAGCCACGAGACUCCAAUACCCUCACCCAGCCACGAGACUCCAAUACCCUCACCCAGCCACGAGACUCCAAUACCCUCACCCAGCCACGAGACUCCAAUACCCUCACCCAGCCACGAGACUCCAAUACCCUCAUCCAGACAUGCAGCUCCAACAUCCAGAAGAUCACACAGAACACUGCCCAGAUAAAGAGCAUGGUGAAUCAGCUGGGGACGGGACAAGACACCAGCGAACUGAGGGACAGUCUGCAGCAGAUACAGCACUUUACCAACCUGCUUGCCAAGGAGACCAACAAGCACCUGAAAGACCUGGGCUCCGUCUCACCAUCUUCAGCACCGUCAGAGCAGAGGCAACAGAAGAUCCAGAAAGACCGACUGAUGAAUGAUUUCUCCGCUGCCCUCAACAACUUCCAGGUCAUCCAGCGCCAGGCAGCACAGAAGGAGAAGGAGUCUGUGGCCAGAGCCCGAGCUGGUUCCCGUCUCUCAGCUGAAGAUGGUGCCUCUGAGGAACAGCUUGUGUCUUUUGAUAACCAAGAUGAUUGGGCUCAGACAACCACACAGACGACAGAGGAGGCCAUAACAGAAGAGGACUUGGUGCUUAUCAAGGAGAGAGAGACUAACAUCAGACAGCUAGAAUCAGACAUCUUGGAUGUGAACCAGAUCUUCAAGGACCUGGCAGUGAUGAUUCAUGAUCAGGGAGAGGUGAUUGACAGCAUAGAGGCCAACGUGGAGAGUGCUGAGGUCCACGUAGACCGAGGGACAGAACAGCUUCAGAGAGCCGCCUACUUCCAGCAAAAGUCCCGUAAGAAGAUGUGCAUCUUGGCCGUGGUCCUGUCCAUAGUACUGACCGUACUGGGCAUCAUCAUCUGGCAAGCCACCCAAUGAGAAGAGAGACCGCACCCAACCUUCCUCUGUCACUUCUUUAUUUGUCACUGUUGGCAGGGUCAGAGGUCAGAGGUCAGGGGAGUGUAUCAGUGGCAAAGGGAUGGGUCUGGGAUGUAACCUUACCUGUUAACUGACACCCCCCCCCCCCCCCCCCCCUCCUGAGCUCAAGGCCUCCAGCUAACCUCCUCUCUGAGACAACGCAGUAGUAUUUCUAUUCAAAUGAAGGAGAGUAUUGAAGUAAGUUUGGAGCGUGGAUUAAUAAAAAGAGACUAUCUGUUUGUGAUAUUUCUGCACUAACAUGAACAUUCAUUGUAUUUACAAAAGCAGAAUAAUUGUUGUUAUUGUAGGGGUGUCAAUGAUGUUUGUAACCUGUACAUUUCUGGCACCUUUUGUGUGUUAACAGUUUAGUGUCACACUCCAUUCAAGUUAUAGGAGAGGUUUCCCCCAACACAAUAAACCUCUUCCAUGACUAAAAUACAUUUUUCAAUGGAGGUUCUCCAUUGAGCUUGUUUUGUUGUUGUCCAGGACUAGCCUUAAUCUGUGUUGAGGAAACCACACCAUAGUCCUUAUAUUGCUUAGGUGAGAUGAAGUUCUGAUAGCAACUUUGUUUUAUCCAACUGUAUACAUGACGAUAAUAAAAAAACUAUGGUUGUAAUAAAUACAUUUAACAACACUGUUG